This is a messenger RNA of Conger conger (European conger), 1734 nucleotides long. RefSeq names its product transmembrane protein 86B (gene tmem86b). NCBI's taxonomy places the organism in Eukaryota, Metazoa, Chordata, Actinopteri, Anguilliformes, Congridae. Bases 391 to 1146 code for a protein of 251 amino acids. The transcript is spliced from 3 exons. The record is from RefSeq and is a predicted model, not a curated record. Gene Ontology annotation, cellular component: membrane.
CUCAGUGAGUGUAUAUAGUUGUUACACUUGUAUCACGCGUGAUGUGUCAUCUUAUCUCACCUGAUUGACAGCGGAGGAAGGGUGUGCUAAAAGUGAUUACUCACAGAAUGAUCACAAAUCAAAACUAAAUUGGGACAGUGACUGGAGGUCACGAAUGAUGACAGAGCAAUCAGUCAGAUAAAGCCUCACGGUGAUUGGUAGUCCACAGUCCAGAGUCCUUAGUCCAAAUACUCAGGAAGAGGACCCACAACCAGGCUGACAGUCUUGGACACUGUAACACAGGAAAAGAGAGCGGAGGGAUUCACUUGGAGAGGUAGUUUUGCGCAGGGAGAAGGCACUGGCACAGGGACAUUGCUCAUUCUCUGACCGCAGUUUGGCACGGCGCGUGACAUGGACAUCCUCGAGACCGACGCUUAUGACCGGAGACAGCGAAGGAACUCGUCUUGCAUUCUCUUUCUCUUCCUUUUACCCUUCUUCGUCUCCAGCUCUCUCUACUUCUACCUGUGGAUCCCCCAGAAUGCACCGUCUCUUUUCGCCGCGGCGGUGAAGUGCAGUCCCGUGCUCUCAUUGGCUGUUCUCGUGCUGGCGCACAACGGUGGGCAGAGCUUACUGGGAGUGGCAGGAGGGCUCCUAUUCUCAGCGUGCGGAGACUGCUGUCUGAUCUGGCCCGAGCUGUUUCUCCAUGGGAUGGCGGUCUUCGCCGUGGCUCACCUGCUCUACUGCACCUCCUUCCUCUCUGAGCGCUACUCCUCCUUGUCCUCCUCCUCCUCCUCCUCCGCUUUGUUUCUGUCCAUCUCCCUGUGGCUGACGGGGAUUGGGACAUACUUCUACCUCCUCCCCUUCCUGCAGAAGAGGACUGACUCUGCCAUCCUCACUCCGGCCCUGGGCGUGUAUAUGGUUCUGAUCAUCGCCAUGACGACCCUGGCCCUGCACACGCGCUGGUCCGUUACCGCCGUGGGCGGCCUGUCCUUCCUGCUGUCCGACCUGGCGCUCUCCCUGCAAGUUUUCGGCGUGGUCGAUCCGCUGGCGGAAGGCAGGGCGGUCGUCAUGACGACCUACUACCUGGCGCAGGUGCUGAUCGCCGUGGGCGACGUGAAGGCAGGAAGUUACACGGGAGACGGGCUCAGGAAAAGGAAGAUUAUGUAAGGGGGGCGUGGAGAGCGGAGGACUGGACGGACUCGUGUGAUGAACUGGCGUAAACAGGCACAGAACGAAUCGCCCCCCCCCCCACUGCUUUAUCUGCCUACGAGGGGCUCGUAAACAGCUAUAACAACCCCACCCCCCACCCCUCUCAAGUCUCACAACUACACAGAAAUGUCCAUCCUCAGACUACACACCAAAACACAAGCCUGGGCUUGAAUAUCCCCGCUGUUGUAAUUUUACAAUAAUGUGCAACAGGGCUUUCAAUCCUUACCUUUUCUCAUAUGGUGAAUAUGUCAAAUGAUUAAUCAUUGACGCUACUUUCAUAAUUUCCACAUUAUAUUUAUCUUGCCGAAUUCCAGGGUGAUACAGUACCUUCAGUCAAGCUUCUUACCGAAUGCUUGUUUUUUUGGUGAAAGUAAAAGCAGAUUGAGACAUUGCAAAACAAUGAAGAAAACCCACUUCCUGCAUUCAUAGCGCAUCAGCCAGUGUAGAUCAUGUGAACAGAACGCACAAAAUGUUAAGACAUAGAAGGUCCAAAAGCAUUAUGGGUAAUUCAGUGUACCUGCUGGCUGGGGUUGACCCAAAUCUGUA